AUGAUUGGUCACCUCAUUAACACCAUUAAUUUCAUCUCCCUCAUUGGAGUAUUGGCCGUGAAUGUUUUUUUCACAGAGACCUUUCUCUCCAAUUUCGUUCGCUCGUUUGUAGUGGAUCAGAAAGGCCUCCAACUCUUCACUCAGUACAUUCCCUCUGCCUACUAUUCAAAACUCAUUCACAAUACUCUCACUUACUACAUUGGAAAUGCAAAAACUGUGGAAAGCGUGAGCAGAAAAUACGACGUUGCCUUCUAUCCCUUACCUUACACAUUCCACAUCUGGCUUGUGAUUUAUGGAGGACUCUUUCUAUUUAGUUUCCUCUCAGUGAUUAAUUCCAAUCGAGCACAGAGUGAGAAAAUUGGUCGUGUCGUUGGUCCAUGGUUUUUAUUAUCGAAUGUGUUAAAUACGUGUUGGAUCCUUGCAUUUUGCUAUGACAAUAUUUUCCUUGCACAUUUGAUUUUCAUGUCUCUCUGGAUGAAUUUAUUUAUUAUUUAUUCGAGUGCCAUUCGUAUUCGAUAUGGAAAACAUGCUCAUGAAUAUCCUUUAUGGGUUCGUUUACCAUUUACAGUAUACUUGGCAUGGAUCACAAUGGCAUUACUUGCUUCGUGUCUGGUCAUUCUGCAAUAUGAUGUGAUCCAACCUUUCAGUGAUGUCUUUUCCAAGCAAAAAGAUACAUUGUAUAUAUUUCAAAUGGAUGUAUUGAAACAUCCCAUUCUUUCAUUUGCAUCCAUGUGUGGAUAUGUGGCUAAUUUAUUGAAUGAAGAACAAUGGUCUGCAACAAUGGUUACAAUUGCUUCAGUGAUUGCUUUAUGGUUUUCCAAGUUUAAGAGAGAUUUCAUCUUUGUUGGAGUCGUGUUGUGGACUCAAUUUGGAAUUUUCUUGAGACAUUAUUCGAAGGCAUUUGUGACAUUGAGUGGUGGCAUUCCUAGUGUGGUGUCCAAUCAAAAUGUGAGCACAACAGCAGCUGCUGGAUCGGUGUAUAAUGCUUAUUCGCUACUUGUUGUGACCUGCUUGACGAAUAUUGUGUUGAUGACGUUUGAAUUUUUGUUUUCUGUGUGGGAUGUCUUGUCACCUUCUGCCACAGCCACCAUUGAGAGAAUUAUUGAAGAGGAAGCAGAACCAAAAGGAUCCAGGCUGGACAUUGAAUUUACUGGUCCUUCUCAAAAGAAGAAGAAGAGUAAGGUUCUUUAA
Molecule: messenger RNA, 1191 nt
Organism: Naegleria lovaniensis
Lineage: Eukaryota; Heterolobosea; Eutetramitea; Acrasida; Naegleriidae
Exons: 1
Coding region: 1-1191 (396 amino acids)
Source: RefSeq, a predicted model, not a curated record